AUGAUCCGCUCCCGUGACUGUUCAUUUGUGGUUCGUCCGGUUUGCUUUCAUCCAAAUAGCGUGAGCCUAUUUUUGUCUGCUUCAGACUCCAAUGAUUCGGAUUGGUCCAUUGGUUGGGUUGAACCGCACGCUCCCGAUUUCCUCAGCGAUGUUGAUGCCGAUGAUAGUUUUGCUGUGUUGGUCCCCUGCUAUAGGCAUGAUUGCAAGGAAUUAGAGAAGCAGGAAGAGGAGGUGCCUAAUCAGCUGUUCUUUAGUGCCAUGAAGAACCUCCCAUAUGAGUACUCUGCUGGCAAAAAGUAUAUGGAACCGUGGCUUUCCACUCUCCAAAACAUGUGA
Fraxinus pennsylvanica is the source of this 336-nucleotide messenger RNA. The record is from the annotation of a GenBank genome assembly. Lineage: Eukaryota; Viridiplantae; Streptophyta; Magnoliopsida; Lamiales; Oleaceae.